Messenger RNA from Psammomys obesus (fat sand rat), 685 nucleotides. It is a transcript of the gene Mrps14, whose product is annotated as mitochondrial ribosomal protein S14. Lineage: Eukaryota; Metazoa; Chordata; Mammalia; Rodentia; Muridae. The record is from RefSeq and is a predicted model, not a curated record. The coding region runs from base 51 to 437 and encodes 128 amino acids. Gene Ontology annotation, cellular component: ribosome; mitochondrial small ribosomal subunit. The transcript has 3 exons. Gene Ontology annotation, molecular function: structural constituent of ribosome. Gene Ontology annotation, biological process: translation.
CCGUUUCCGCUGCUGUAACGCGGUGGUGGUUGGCUGGCGAGGCAGCCAACAUGGCGGCGUCUGUGCUGGGCUCGCUGCUGCGGACCUUCCGGCAGGUGGUUCCUCCAUCAGCGUCAGGUCAAGUUCGAGGUUACUAUGUAGACUGGAAAAUGUUGCGUGACGUGAAGAGACGAAAAAUGGCUUACGAAUAUGCAGAUGAGAGGCUCCGGAUCAAUUCGCUCAGAAAGAAUACUAUUUUGCCAAAAGACCUUCAGGAAAUGGCUGGUGAAGAAAUCGCUGCCCUUCCACGGGAUAGCUGCCCUGUUCGAAUCAGAAAUCGGUGUGUUAUAACAUCCCGCCCACGUGGUGUUAAGCGUCGCUGGAGGCUUAGUCGCAUCGUCUUCCGCCACUUAGCUGACCAUGGGCUACUGUCUGGAGUCCAACGAGCAAUAUGGUAAAUCAGUUUAAGAUUUACCCUGCUCCAGGGAAGCCAGUCCUGUCAAAAGAGACUUUAAAGACCAAAUCCUGGUUUUUAUAAAGGUCUGGUAUGUUUAGUCUGUUUGGCCCCAAGUUAAAUUACUUUUAGAUUUUAAAUGAAGAAACAUGGUUAUUUCUGUCAUUGAGUUGUCUUUUCUUUAACUUUAGAAUAGGCAUAUUACUCCCAAACAUGGUUAUGAGUGGAAUAAAAAUAAUUUGUUAAAAUACA